AUGGAGAGCGAUCCAGCGGCAAAUGGUGGUGCAACGGAGAGGAGUAGCAGGGACUCCUCAGGUUCAGCGAAAGAACACCAUCAGCGGGAGCAGGAGGACAUCCUAGCCUCGCUUGUUGAUACGGUGGCUCAGGAUGUUGCUUCCAGAACGAGUACGGAUGGAAACCCUUCGAGCUCUGAGGCUCCUCUAGAAGCGGAAGGGCCUUCAACGUCAGCAGAAGUGCCGCCAUCUGCUCCAGCUGCCAGGAGGCGCUCCUCAGGGAGGAAGUGGCCCGUUGUCCAGCCACCGCAGCGCUACGCCCAGGGCACCGUAGUGGCUGCCAAAGGAUCGAACCGAUCAUCAGAGGGUACAUCACGGCGCACAUCAAACGAGGAGAUCCCAAAGGCUGCUCCGGUAGCUGCUCAAGCUGCCAAGCGUCAAUCGUCCAAGGGACAAGGAGGUGCUGUCGAGGAGAAUGGUGAUGCUACCUCUCUGGCAGAUCCGCCUCAGCUUGCAAAGCCUGCCCCAGUCCCAAACCCCAAUCCAAACCCGAAGAGCUCUGCAGUGGCAGAUGCCAACCCUGUCGUGCAGCAGCCCUCGAGUCCCCUGCUGCCGCCUCCAAUCUCCCAAGCGCCUCCGCUUUGGCAAGCGCCUCCUCCAGCUACGCAGCCCGAGGCGCCUCCAAUUCCCGCCCCAGCGCCGCAGCUCGACCAAGCGUUCCUCAAUGCAUAUACCUUGCAAUCCAUGCUGAGCAGCAUGCAGCCGCUCCGGAACGCUCAGCAGCCGUCUCUCUCCCAGGGGUUCCAAACCCCGCCGCACGGGUAUGCAACCCCCCCGCAAGGCUACCACACUCCGCCGCAGGGCUUCCAGAUGCUGCACCCGCAGAUGUACACCGCCUGGCCGCCGCAGGGCUACCUCGUCUCGCCCUCCGCCAUCAACGUGCCUCAGCCUGUGAUGCAGUUAGUGAUGCCACAGAUGCAGACUGCAGAUCAGCAGCACUUUGCUGCUGCACCCGGACACCAGGACUUUCGAUCAUUGCUGAACCCAGCAAAUCCUCCGCUGCCUUCGCCCAUUCUGGAGCCAGUCACCGCUCCCCCGCCGCCUCCUUUCUUGGCGAGACAGGAGAGCAGGAAGCUAGCCUCACAACAAGCUGUGUUGCCUCCCGAAAAGCCCUCAGAGCUGCCACCUCUCCUUCGGACCAACCUCUCCCGCUUCGGUGACAACCACAACUACGCUGACAUCAUCCAAGGCGGUUCUCAAAGCACCUUCCCUCCAGAAACUGCCCCCCAAGAGGAGCCCCAACCAAAAGGCCCCCAGUACCGUGAAAGAAGCGCAACCACUGAUGGCGCCCCCCCUGACUUGAGUGGCUCAGAACCCCCCCGUGCGAGAGCAGCCACACUUGACACCAUCAGAGCCUCUAGGAGUAUGGUCAGCAGAGCAGGAACGUCAUUUACGGUGCCAGUGAGGGAGGUUUUUACUGUUGUGAGCGAGGACGAGGCUUACGGCCAGCCAGGGGAAGGCAGUCCCUACGAGGUAGAAGGGAACAACGGGGCGCCGGAUGGAGGACUGGGGGGCAUUGAGGAGAGCGUCAGUCCACGGAGGCAGCCAUUUUUGGGGCAGGACAGAUUCAGCGACUCGCCACAAGAGAUUGACGAGAGCAGGGCAGAGGGGCGGGGGCAAGGCGUUGCCACCAUAAUGGCGGCUCUCAAAGCUGGACAAGGGGAGCUUGGGCGGCCUGCGUCAACGCUUCACCGGACACCCAACGAAGACCAGAUCCUGGAAGCCAUCAACCGCAGCCGCAAGACCAAAUCCUUCAUCGACAGAGCGUACGGAAACCUGGAUUCCGGUCACGACGAAGCGGAAGAGGAAGAGAGCGAAGAGGAGACGGAAGAGACGCAGCUGGCGCUCCCGGCGAUCGUGACCAAGCGGACCAUGUCGCCGUCGUACGGGGCAAACGGGCCGAACAAAAGGAUGACACGUGCGGAGAAGAAGAGGAAAGUGGUGGAGGACACGCUGAGCAAGGUGCUAUCGCGUAUCGCGAUCCACGAGGAGGAGGCGGAGGCGGCGCGCAGCGAGCAGAAGCGGCGCGGCUGGUGGGCCGCGCGGCGCGAGCGCGCGGCGCUCAAGAAGCGGGGCAAGCAGCGGUUCGAGGGGACGGACCUUUGGGACGAUCAGCUAAAGCUGCUCGAGGGCCGCUUCGGCAGCUCCAUCAGCCUGACGUUCGCCUUUCUGCGCUUCGUCUUCUACAUGAACGUGCUGACGUCACUGUGCUGGUUCCUGCUGGUCAUCCUGCCGUUCCUGGUGUCGCCGCCCCCCACCUUCUCCUGGAGCCUCUUCACGUCGACCAGCGUCCAAAAGCUGCUGCAGGGCAAUGGCUUGGACAAGACGUUCAUCUUCUACGGCGGGUACGACUACAAGUACUGGACGGGCAGCGGGAGCCCGGGCGAUCAGAAGAGCUGGUACCAGACGGACUACAUGUACCCUCUGGCCAUUCUCACCAUGUUCCUCAUCGGCCUGCUCGCCAUCAUGCGCAAGAUCGCGCAGCGGCUGGCGGGCGAGGGCGACUCGUCGAUCGUGCAGGGCAACAAGUACUUUCCCUUUUCCACGCUCGUCUUCGGCUCCUGGGACUUCCACAUCACCAACGUCGAAACGGCGCUGAAACUGCGACGGGGCAUCCGCAUGCAGCUGCGCGAGAUGCUCAACGACGCGCGCGCCGCGCAGAACGAGGAGGUGAUCAGCACGGGGUCCACGCGGGUGCUGCUCGCGAUGCAGAGAGCGUUCGUGCUCAUGGUCCUCUGGCCGCUUCUGGUUGUGGGCACUGCUUUCGUUGUAGUCCUAGCCAUCACCAAGGGCGACUAUCUGAAUACGCACCUGGGAUCCGACUUCGGGCAGUCCAUCAUUUUGGCGCUCAUCAACACCUUCGGACCGGCCCUCGUGCGCUUCCUCGUCGCGCUCGAGUUCUGGCGGCCGGCCACUGCUGAACGGGUGGAAACCACAAAGAUCUACGUCAUCCGCAUGAUCAACGCGGGCACGCUCUUCUACCGCCUCUACUACAUUUUCCGCUCCGCGGCCAAGGUUUCCCAAGGCACCACCUACGGGUUCGUCAGCAGCACGCAGAACGGGGUCCAGGUGACGUCAAGCACGGUUCCCACGUGCAACGCGGCGAACCAGUUCAAGUGCGACGAGGGCUACGAGUGCUGCACCGCUGGCGCGGACUACUGCGAGAGCGACCCCAACACUGUCGGAAGCCAGGUUGGCCAGUGCGUGACGGCGUGCGUGGAGAACGUGAUCGGGCGGCUGCUGCUGCGGUUCCUGGUGGUCAACAGCCUGAUCAGCAACGCGAGCGAGCUGGGCUACAGCCUGGUCAUGCUGCUCUUCACGCAGAAGAAGCGCCAGAUCCUCGUGCCCGACAUGGCCAUCGAUAUUAUCUACAUCCAGGUCCUCGUGCCGGACAGGGAUAUCGACAUCCUUUACAUCCAGUCGCUGGUGUGGAUCAGCGCCAUCUACUGUCCGCUGGCGCCUUUCUUCGGGGCAUGCCUCAACGCCUUUACCUUCUUCUGGAUGAAGACCUCCCCCAAGACAGGAACAGAUGUGUUUGUUUUGUCCCUCCCUCCCUUCCCUCCAGUACGUGGCCCUGGCGAGAACCUGGUCCCCGAAAAGAGAAAUGCAGUCACUAAUCUCGUCCCCCCCUCCCCAUUUCAGAACGUGACCCUGAACGUGGCCCUGGCGACGUGCGCCCCCCCCGAGAAGACGUACAGCGCGAGCCGCACGAGCAACCUGACGUACGGCCUGCUGCUGGUGACGCUCCUUCUGUGCAGCGUCCCCGCCACCAUCUCCUUUUUGCAGACGCACGAGGCGUGCGGCCCGCACGCCUUCUCCAGCAUGCAGAAACGGAUCAACUACUACAUCGACCGCGCGCCGCCCGCCCUCCAUCUGGCUUUCCAGUACGUCGGCAACCCCGCCAUUCUCGGGGGUGUCAUCGCACUGCUCGUCUUCGCGCUCAUUCUAGUUCGCGCGAAAGAGACCAAGUACCAAAACUCCAUGGCCAUGACCCAAAAGGAACUGUCCAAUUACAGGAAAGAGACCCACCAGAAGAUCAGCGACAUCCGCCUCCAGUCCAUGGGCCUCAGCCCGAGCCCAUUGAGCGUCAGCGGACGCAGCACCCCGGCCCACGUGGCCCCCCAGAAGUCGAUGCUCCUGGCGAGGAGUCGAAACGGCAGCCCGUCGCGUCAAAGCCCCCGCAGCCCGCACACGCCCACCAGUCCACAGAGCCCACAGCCGGAAAGCGCGAGAUCCGUCAUGUCCACUAGCUCGUACACGUCGCAAUCGGCCCUUUUACAGACGACUAGGAUGAGGAGAUGA
Klebsormidium nitens is the source of this 4341-nucleotide messenger RNA. The record is from the annotation of a GenBank genome assembly. NCBI's taxonomy places the organism in Eukaryota, Viridiplantae, Streptophyta, Klebsormidiophyceae, Klebsormidiales, Klebsormidiaceae.